This is a messenger RNA of Lolium rigidum, 897 nucleotides long. RefSeq names its product BTB/POZ domain-containing protein At1g55760-like. Bases 172 to 897 code for a protein of 241 amino acids. The transcript has 3 exons. NCBI's taxonomy places the organism in Eukaryota, Viridiplantae, Streptophyta, Magnoliopsida, Poales, Poaceae. Gene Ontology annotation, molecular function: protein binding. The record is from RefSeq and is a predicted model, not a curated record.
CCAAAAAAUCAUCCGGUCGUUGUUAUUAACUUUCCAGGAGUGCAUGACGUGUCUUAUGAUCAUGAUCAAACAUGGACAGUGAAGGAUGCAUGCACUUCUACACGAUUCUUGGUUGAGGUCGAGUUCGUCAACAUUAAAACGUAUGGCAGAGUGCAACCUUUUUGGCUCUCCAUGUCCAGACCAUUAUGGAGAACCUCCACGGAGGCCCAGUCUGGUCUCGCGCGUAUGCUGCAAGAAGGCAUCCUCACAGACAUCACCGUCAAUGCCGUGGACGGUAGCAUCAGGGCUCACCGCGCCGUCCUGGCAGCACGGUCACCGGUGUUCCUGAGCAUGUUCUCGCACGAUCUCAGGGAGAAGCAACUCUCCACGGUGGACAUUUCCGACAUGUCCAUCGACACUUGCCGGGCCUUCAUCGGCUACCUCUACGGCGACGUGUCCGAGGAGGAGUUUCUCGCCCACAAGUGCGAGCUCCUCGCCGCCGGCGACAAGUACGGUGUCGGCGACCUGAUGAAGGCGUGCAAGAAGAGCCUGCCGGACGAUGUCUGCACAGAGAACCUGCUCGAGAGGCUGCAGUUGGCCCACACCUACGGGCUGUCGGUGCUCAAGAAGACAUGCGUGAAGCUGCUCGUGGAUUUCGGGAAGAUGUAUGAGAUUCCAGAAGAUUUUGAUGAGUUCGUCAAGUCUGGGGACCAGGAGCUCGUUGGUGAAAUCAAGGAAAAGAUCGCAGUUUUCCGGGGCAGAAUGUUUCCGCCCACGACCAGCAGCGUGGCGGCGUCAACGUCGAGCCCAGCACCACCUCCAACUGCUGGAUCAUCUGCGUCCAAUCCCGAGCCAGACAGGCCAGCUCUCCUUCGAAAGAGCACUCGACUCAAGAAGCUUAAAUUAACAAGUGGCUGA